Molecule: messenger RNA, 1892 nt
Organism: Hydra vulgaris (swiftwater hydra)
Lineage: Eukaryota; Metazoa; Cnidaria; Hydrozoa; Anthoathecata; Hydridae
Source: RefSeq, a predicted model, not a curated record
UUAGAUAUACAUGAUAUUCUAAAAUUUUUAAAUAAUUUUAUUUCAAUACUAAGAUCUUAAGUAAAAUGAUGGCAGCCACUUUAACUAUCAGAUCCACUGGACUUUCAUUGCUUGUUAAAAGAUCAGUUGGAAAGAUAUUUCCUCCUAUGUCUUUUCAGCUGUGUAAAAUGGCCACUGUCAGUUCACAGAGUGCAGAGUUUUUGUGCCAGCCUUACAAAUACCACAAACUAGAUGGUCAUGAAAUUCCCUCUAGUGGAUUGGUAACUCGUGAUCAAGCUAUGGAUUACUAUAGAAAAAUGGCUGUUAUUCGGAGAAUGGAACAAGAAGCUUCAAAGCUAUACAAAGAAAAGUUUAUUCGUGGGUUUUGCCAUCUCUACUCUGGACAGGAGGCAACAUGUGUUGGAAUCAAUGAUCAGCUUGACAAUGAUGACAGUGUUAUAACAGCUUACAGAGCACAUGGAUGGACAUAUAUAAAAGGUAGAACUGUAGCUCAAGUGCUUUCAGAAUUAACAGGUAGAAAGACUGGUUGUACUGAAGGAAAAGGAGGUUCAAUGCAUAUGUAUGCACAUGAGUUUUAUGGUGGAAAUGGUAUAGUUGGUGCACAAGUUCCUCUUGGUGCAGGAAUAGCUUUAGCACAUCAGUAUAGAAAUAAUGGUCAUUGUUGCGUUACUCUAUAUGGUGAUGGUGCUGCAAACCAAGGACAGGUUUUUGAAGCCUUCAACAUGGCUGCUUUGUGGCACUUGCCAUGCAUUUUUGUUGUUGAAAAUAAUGGAUAUGGCAUGGGAACAUCAUCCAGUCGAAGUUCAUUUGUCAAUGAGUAUUACACUCGUGGAGACUACAUACCUGGUAUUCAGGUUGAUGGAAAUUGUGUUGUAAGUGUUCGAGAAGCAGCCAAGUUUGCUGUUCAUUGGACCAAGUCAGGAAAAGGUCCAAUUUUAUUAGAGUGUAACACAUACAGAUAUUUUGGACACAGUAUGAGUGAUCCUGGCACAAGUUAUAGAACCAGAGAUGAGGUUCAGGAGAUGCGUCUAAAACGUGAUCCUAUAGCCAGUUUUAAAGAAAAGAUUUUGAAUUCUAAACUGUUAAAUGAAGAUAACUUUAAGGCAAUUGAUAAAUCGGUUAAAGAAGAAGUUGACUUAGCAGUUGAAAGCGCUCGAAGUGAUCCUGAGCCUGAUGUAAAUGAUAUGGCGCUGUAUAUUUAUUCAGAGGGAAACAACGGCAAAGAAGUUAGAGGAGCUGACUUAUUUACUCAUUGGAAAACGAAUGAUAAAAUUUCACUCUAAUGUUUAACGAGUUGAAAAAUCAUUUUAAGAAAUGUUAACAACAGAACAUACAUUCACAUGCUUUAUGUUUACAAAAUAAUAAUACUUCAUUGUUUCUUUUCAUAUUUGAGUUACAAUACUAUAUAAAAAUUAAAUAUUAAAGUUUUUUAAAAUCUUGCUUUACUACAGCGUUUUUUUUUAAGAAACCUUCAAACGCUUGUGGCUAAACUUUGUCGUUGUGUGAAAUAUAAUAAAUGUUUAACUAUUUAAUUUAAGUUUGUUUUAUGAACUUGCAACUUUUUCUAUCAGAGUUCUUCUUAAAUAUGUUAUAUUGUUUACAAGUUUGAUUUACAAGUAAAUAUGAUCAAGUCGUGUUUAAUUGUAAAGCAAUCGUGUUUAUUUUAAUGUUUUAUUUAAAACUAAAUUAUUUGCUUUGAACUUUGUACUUGUUUCACGGCAUUAAAAAACCUACGAUAUAGUUGUUUUAACAUCAUUUAAUACUAAAAUAUUUUGUAUAUGUUAUUUUACAUUAAUUUUUGAUAUUAACUUAAGCUAUACUUUAUUAUGUAACGUAUUUUGAAGCAUGCAAAUUUUUCUUAAUACAUGAGAUAUAAAAUAAUAUGUUUUGAA